AAUGGAAUGUCUUCUAUCCUGUGUAGUGGUAUAAUAAACCAAACUCUACAAAUCUGCCACUUGCAAAAUGGAACAUGAGAAAACUUACACUUUGUCUGUUACAUGGGAGCAGUAGUCAUUCCAAGAAAUCUCUGCUCAUUUGGACGUUCCUCUUUAGCUUCUUCUCCUACUUUAGCUGCCCCUUUUCCCCCUGUAUAUAUAUCCAUUUCAUCUUCAUAACCUACGCAGUGUGUGUGUGUGUGGAGUCAAGAGUCACCCCUUACAAAAAAAACCAUGGCCAAACAAAUAAAACAGCAACAGUUCCAAUGCUGUUAUCAGAACUGGGUGGCUCAACAACAGCUCGAUCUGGACGAAUUACUCCAAACACUCACCAACUACCCAACCGACGUCGACUACCUCCAACUCAUAACCAAAAAAAUGCUCACCCACUUCGAGAACUACAACAACUCUCGAGCGCAACUAGCCAAACAUGAUGGGCCAUCCUUUUUGGCUCCAAGCUGGGGGAGCACUUUUGUGAACUCGUUUCUUUGGAUCGGUGGUUGCAGACCUACUUUGAUGAUCCGGCUCGUGUAUGCGCUAUGUGGGUCCCACCUAAAUACACACUUGAAGGAGUUUCUUGAAGGAGUUCGACAUGGAAACAUCGGAGAAAUAUCAAGCUUGCAGCUCAAAAGAAUAGAUGAACUUCAUGCCAAAACGGUUAAAGAGCAAGAUAAGCUGUCGUCAUAUAUGGCAACCUUACAGGAAAGGAUAGCGGACGAGCCAUUGAUGUUGCUGGCAAGUGGGUGUAGGGGGGUUGGGGAGUCAAGCGAGGGUGGGGUGGUGGACAUAGCGAUGGACACACAUGCCCUUGAUAUGUAUAAUGUUUUGAUGGAAGCAGAUAAGCUGAGGAUGAGUACACUGAAGGGUAUUUUAGAGAUUUUUACACCAUUGCAGGCGGUGGAGUUUCUGGUGGCGGCGAAGAAACUACACCUUUCUUUACACGAGUGGAGCUCGAGAAGGGAUACAAGAAUGGGGAUUACUCACCUACUUGGUAGUAAUAAUCCAUCAUCCUCCGGUGACCCACCGCCUUUACCACCACCACUGGAGCCGUGAAUGGCAACUAAUUAUCGUUUGUCGUUUGUUUCUUUGUGUUCUUUUGGCGCCUACGAUGGCGCACUUUUCCCACAGCCAUGUGAUGUUGGUAAGAGAAGUUGGUUUGAAUAAUCAAUUGUGUGUGUAUGUGUUAAACGUUAGUUAGUUUUCAUUUUUUUGGUUUAAUUUCCUUAACAGUAGCGGCUGUGUAAUAAAUAUCAAGUUUCUUUGAUAUUUCGAUUUCUUUGUUUUCCAACGUGUUGUUAUGGCUACUUAUGGUC
Lactuca sativa (garden lettuce) is the source of this 1352-nucleotide messenger RNA. Its product is annotated as protein DOG1-like 3. Lineage: Eukaryota; Viridiplantae; Streptophyta; Magnoliopsida; Asterales; Asteraceae. Gene Ontology annotation, molecular function: sequence-specific DNA binding. The record is from RefSeq and is a predicted model, not a curated record. Gene Ontology annotation, biological process: DNA-templated transcription.